Molecule: messenger RNA, 1458 nt
Organism: Thelazia callipaeda (thelaziosis nematode)
Lineage: Eukaryota; Metazoa; Nematoda; Chromadorea; Rhabditida; Thelaziidae
Source: the annotation of a GenBank genome assembly
AUGAGUAAGAGUUCUGCUAAAAGGAGUGCCUAUGAACUUGUACUUAUGCAAAAUUCUCUCUCGACAAUGGUUAGACCUUGUGGCGAUGCGAUUCAGGGACAUGGAGGCUGUAAGGGAUGUUCUUGUUCACCUAUAUGCUACGGACGUAAGUGUCAGGAGUGUCGAGGAAAUUGCAAAGUGUUGGGUGCUGCUUCAGGUCAUGGUUUAGAAUUAAACACUGAUGAAAUGCUAGAUCAGGUAUCGACAGUGUUACAAAAAUAUGGGAGUAGUAACGUAACCAUAAAAGACACUGUGGAUAAUGUCAAAAAGAAGCUGGUAGUAGAUGAUAAGCGAUCAGUGAGAUCAAAAGAUAUAUUACCUGGAAUGUGCAGUGUUAUAACAUGCACGGAAAAUAAAGGAAGUGAUAAAUUCAGUCAAGAAGAAGCGAUAAAUCGACCCAAUUCGACCAAAUUAUGUCAAAUUAUAAACGGAAAUGACGAUCCAGUUUGGCUAAGCAUUACCUCAUCUGACUAUGCUACAAUCAGACCAAUUAAUUUUAAGAAAAUUCAGGCGAUUAGCUUUCGUGAAUUGAUCUCAACAAAAACUGAAGUUGUUUCUUCGGAGGAUAAACUGCCUGUAGUGAUUCGAAAACAUGAAAUGAACUCGAAUAUUUCAUCUCCAUGUCCUCUCUCUUGUUGGAGUAUGUCACCUCGGGACAGGAUUACAGCGACAGAAGUGGACGAUCCGUUGUUACGGUCAUUAUAUGAUUCUAGUAUUAGUACGAACUUAAUGGAUUAUAAUCCUAAUAUUCUGAAUGAUUUCGACUCAGACUAUGGAGCGCGAAAAACAAGUACGUCAGUUCACUGCUAUCCAGAACAGGAAGCGAAGCGCAUAGUUAAUGAGGCAUUUAGAUUACGCUUUCCACAAGUGCAUGUUUCUUUCACAAAAAUUAACAGUAUUAAACGAGAACUUCAUCAGAUAGCUGUUGCGUGUGAUUUAGAAGAUUGUACCACAGCCCAUGCAUACGUCUUCUAUGAAAAAGUUGUUCUGAAGGUUUUUUUUCAUAAAAAUUAUUGGAUCUAUCAUUUUAUACAGCUAUUUGAAAAAGCAUUUUUUCCACAAUCUUUAGAUUUAUGUAAUGUUGAGCAUUUGAAAACUGUUAUUAACGUUAUCACAGGAACCACUUUUUGUCUAAUAAUGAUGAUUGCUCUGACAAAUUUGGUAUUGCAGGGUUUAGUGUGUAAAACGAACCGGAAGCUAGUAGCUGGAGCUGCUCUUCUUAUUGCAGCAAAAAUUACUGACUUUGGAUCAAUGCGUAUUUCUGAUGUCGUUAAUUAUUUGGAAUCGUCAUUACGGAUUAAUCGUAAAGAACUUUUGCGAUAUGAAAUACCACUUUGCGCUGCUCUUAGUUUUGACUUAAGGGUACCAAAUUUGCAGCUUUUACCACACUAUCAAAGGAUUGCUCUAAUGAUAUUAUAA